Messenger RNA from Uranotaenia lowii, 5000 nucleotides. RefSeq names its product protein anoxia up-regulated-like. The transcript is spliced from 8 exons. The record is from RefSeq and is a predicted model, not a curated record. Lineage: Eukaryota; Metazoa; Arthropoda; Insecta; Diptera; Culicidae. Bases 3277 to 4368 code for a protein of 363 amino acids.
AUGUUCACCGAAUCAUAUCUCUAGACGCCAUCGUUACAGAAUACACUAAUCAAUAGAACGCGUUAGUAGGUGUGUGUGUGUGAGUAGACAUAAAGAAGAAACAGGCAGCAGACUCUAAUUGAUCAUUUUCUGGGGUCAAACGAAACUCGAAAUUUCGAAACGAACAUCAACGAAUAUUUUUAAAAUAUGUUAACAACACUAUAUUUAUCGUAUGUUCAUCUCCCAAAUCUCGUUUGUUUGUAGUUAUUGAAUUAAAUUUUAUUAUUUACCUUUUGCCUAACCAGUGGAUACAAGAAUAAAGCAAUACCUUGAAAAGUACUACUUGAAGUACUCUUACAAAGUGCCCGACGAGUUCCGGGAGUUCCUUCACGAAUAAACACCUGCUUUCGAGCCUAGCGCCCAUCCUCGUAGCUUGCAAGAAGAAAGAGAGACGGUUUGAGUCCGUUCGGAUUGAGAGAGAGGGAAGCAUACCGGUAAUUGUCAGAGGAACACUGUCUGAUAACAAUGUGUUACUAACAGCCGAUACAGAUUCUCGUUCAAAAUUUUGUGAUUAAAACAAACAAACUAAAUAGACUACCUAGAAGGUCAAUUUCGAAAAUCAUCCACGAAAAAUUGGGACAGCUCACUUCGCCAUCACACAGCACAUCCACCAAGAGUUCAUUGUUGUUUGAUCAACUAAAACUUUGUCCGUCUCCUCUCACGUGGUCCCUCCAAAAACUACAAGCUCACAACGACAUCGUCACCCGAAUGAACCGCAAAAAGCAACAGCAAGCACAGAGAGCACUGAUCUGGAACGCCAAGGAAGCCUUGGAAGAUUACAUGUAAUGGUCCUUCUCAAAAAAUUUGCCAACCUGGAAGGAAUAAAACCGAUACCGAAUCGGUUAUUGUUUCUAGGGGAGCAGUUUCUUAUUUAUUGUAGUUAGUCUCGCCCGUUUGACAACAGUCUGCCUCUCAACGAACGAUUGCUGUCAAUCGUUCGAGCUUUCUGCGAAUUCAAAUUUCGAGAUGAAGUAGACACUGACGGUAAUUUGUCUUCUAUUUAUCCAGCUUUAGCACGCUACCGAAAAAAACUACUACACUCAAGGCUCAUAAGAAACGCAAAGCUCUCGAAGACGUUAUUCGAGAACUGGCAGAAUCGCAACCUCAAGUAAACACAGACAAGAACAACCACUAAAACAACAGAAUUAGCAGAAGCCAACAAUACCAACACAAGCAGAUACGCUCAUGUAAUAAUGGAACACGCUCAUACUUAGUUUUUCUCUCAAGCUUUUCAUCUCUACGCGAAUAUAGGCUGUGUUGUAACAUCAUAAAUGCCUGAACAAAAAUUCUCAUUCAUUUGCCAACUCUUCAGGCAUUUUUGUUGAACAUCAAUCACUCGAAACGGACCAUCACUUUUGUGUAAUUGGCUGCGUUUGUGAUUUUAUUGUGUCUAUUUCAUUUCAAGGUCAAUCGAACGGAAAUUUGACGUAUUUUAGCUGUUUGUUUAUCAAUAGGCACAGUACAUACGUCUAUUUCGGCCUCUCCAACCUAAAACAGUUCGAGCUGACUUGUUGUUUCCCAUCUGUAAUGAUCACUUGAAAUGUUUCGAAAACCUUUACAGAUCUUGCUUUAACAAUUUUCUUUAAAAUUUUACGCUUCACAGUAAAAAUUAAGAACAACUUAUACCGGCAGCAGCUGUACCUUCCCCACACCAGAACCUAUCACAACAUGUGCAACCCGAACAAACGGAGCAUGUACAAUGGGAAGUUUGUCUGGUUGGAUUACAAGAGCAACAGGGCUGCUUGUUAGGAAAUAUUAUGAAAAAAGCACCACCGGGGGGAGCCGCUUUGGAAAACUGACUACAAAAAAAACCAAACAAAUUUGCAUCUUCGAUGUUGGAACUGAUACUAAUGUUCAGAAAUCGAAUCUCGGGGACAAAAAGGGCAUCUAUAGCAGCGAUGUUAAUCUGGCCGCUUAAGUUGAAUGUGAAAGCAAAAUUCUCUUAAACCGAUACAAACAAACAAAAACUAGGCGAAACUUACCCUAUUAAAUCUCAACACUCUCGCCAGUGCUCCUCAGGCUUAAAAACUUUCACAAUAUAAUUUUGUCAAAUAAAAGCAAUCAGUUAAAAUAACCAUGAUUGGAAUAUAAGUUUUCGAUUCAGCCGCAAAUUUUCAGUUGCCAUUUUCUGCACGUUCCACACGUUGUUUGUAAACAAAAUUAAAACUAAAUUUGACUUUUUUUGGUUAUGUUUUUGGCUUUUCUUUUGGCUGCGUACUGCCACGCAAGUAGCGUCACCAGCGAUAUUGAAUUCCAAGCAACUUCCGAGAUAGGCAGAUCAAACUUUUAUUUGUUGGUAAAUUUCAGUUGCAAAGAAGAAAUCAAAUUAGAACUAACGGAAUUAAAAACUUGAAAUGCAUUUUGCUGCCAAAACAAUCUUAACAUAUCAAAGCGCAAAACCGAAACCAGUCUCCUGUUUACAUGUACGUUUCGAGAGGGAAAACAAAAAAUCCACCGGUUAAGAUGUUUUCGAAGAAGGAAAACCUUCGGUUCUGUUCGUUUAGUGACAAGUAAUUGUCUGUUAAUUCUGCUAAGGAUAAUUUAUCGUGCCUAUACAUUAGUUGUUUAAUGUAAGUUAAGUUGAAGCUCACUAGCAGAGACUAGAAGAUUUAUUUAGUUUUUUUUGCGAUCGUUCAACGAUUAUAUGUAUUUACACAGAAGAUUGUUUAUCUACAAAAAUAAAGAAUAUAAUCAUCAAGAAAUAGCGAGAAACAUAACCUCUCACAUUAAAUGAGUGAGGAAUUUUCCUCGAGUGGAAAUGGAUCGAAAUAUUAUAUUUACUUUGCUUAUUUACGUUGAUGUGUAUUGAAUCCAGAAAGGGAACAUUUGUAAAUAACAUUCGAGAAGAAAAUGAUCAACAAUAAAACAACCAACUAUGAAAACGGUCUUUGAACUCUACGUUUCUUUCUUCAGUAACUCAAAAUAUGUGUCCAUUGUGUUUACCGUGUACAGAUUCUUAGUGAAUGUUUCUUCUAGAGCAUGCUAAACUGCCCAGCCCCUGGUUCUUUCUCUAGCUGUAGGUGUACAGUAACAAUCGUAAGCAAGUAGUAAGGUGCUGUUGCAGUGCCAUCUCUUUCUAUCUCUCACAUUAUUCGAAGUAAAAAAAAAAGAUUUUUUUCAUAUUACCUUAAUGCGAUCUCGAUUCAAACAUGUGCCUUCAAUUCGCCGGGAUACACUCCCUGAUACAAACGAUGAAAUCAACUCCACAAACCAACCUCCUGUUUAACCACUAUUAAAAUGAGAUUAAAUCCAGUCCGACCAACGCGCAAGUUCAACAACCCGAAGCUAUACGACGACCCGACCGAUCCCAAGCUGCAGGACAAGCGGGAAAAAUGCGACAAGGUCGCGGAGCUGAACAAGCAUCGGUUCGAACCGGUCAAUCUGGAAAAAGAACGCCGUAAGAUGCUCGAGGAUGCCCAGAAGAAGGAGGAGGAAUCGAUCGCUCGGGAAAAGCAGCGUCAGGAGGAGAAGGCUCGCCAGGAAGAGGAAGCUCGCCUUGCUGCCGAAGAGGCCGAACGCAAACGCAAGGAGGAGGAACGGCUAGCCGAGGAAGCACGCAUCGCCGAGGAGGCACGGCUUGCCGAGGAAGCGCGGCUAGCCGAGGAAGCCCGCCUGGAAGAGGAAGCCCGACAGGCUGCAGAGAAAAAGAAGAAGGCUGCCGAGAAGAAGAAAAAGGCCGAGGAGGAGAAACGCAAACAGGAAGAGGAGGAACGCAAACGCAAGGAGGAAGAAGAACGCCAACGAAAAGCGGAGCAGGAACGCAAACGAAAGGCCGAAGAAGAAAAGAAACGAUUGGAGGAAGAGGAGCGCAAACGAAAGGAAGAGGAGGAAAAGAAGAGGUUGGAAGAGGAAGAGCGUAAACGAAAGGAAGAGGAAGAAAAGAAGCGAUUGGAGGAAGAGCGCCUGGCUGAGGAGGCCCGUUUGGCGGAGGAGGCUCGCCUGGCCGACGAAGCCCGCCAGGCCGAGGAGAAAAAGCGCAAUGAGGAAGAGGGUACGCGCAUCACCGAGGCGCAGAAGAUCCGCGAAGACGAACUGGCUCGGUUGAACGAACUGGAGAAGCAAGCCAUCGAAGAGAACAACGAGGAGUUGUUCCGCGAGAUUGCGGAACUGAAGCGCAUCGCCGAAUCGGACGAGGAACUGUUGAAGCGACAGGCCGCCAAGCUGGAAGAAGGGGCCCCCGAGGCUGCCCCAGCUGAACCAGCCGCCGUUGAAGAACAAGCCGCUGCUCCAGCGGUUGAAGAGCCUGUAGCCGCCCCUGCCGAAGAACCAGCAGCCGAAGUUGUUGCCGAAGAGAGCAAGACUGAGGAGAGUCCUGCUUCCGAACAGUAAACUCUAACCAAUAAAAAACAAGUAUUCGUUUAAGAUCGUUAGAGUUAAUCGAUGUGUUCAAGAAGCUGUCAAUGAGAGUUGUUAAUUUGUUAUUGUUAUACACAUUACAUAUACUACAGGAUCCAAUGGAAAUUAUAAUUCGAUUUAUGCUGUUGAAAGACACAAACGAUAUAUUGGAAUCGAACGCCGACUAAACUAAGAGUGUGUGCAAUUUGGAACCGCUACCUUAGUAACUCUAGACAUUCGUAAGAAUCCGCGAAGAAAGCGUGUGCGGUUGGCCGGCGAGAUCUCGGCAGUACGACACAUCACUAAGGGUAUAGACUUGGGCGUCUAUAUGAAUGACCUUCGGUAGAUCGUACGGAGAAUCCGAGAGCUCGGAAGCGGCAAACGGCCUCAACCCGGUGCUUCUUAUUGUAUUCUUCUCUAGUGCAUUUCUCUAUCUCGCUAUAACUCGAACUCCCUAGCUGAAAGCUUCCUGCGAAAAAAAAACUAAAAACUAGUAACAACAGCGGUUGUUCUAUCGGUAGGAUUUAUUACUUUUAAUUUUACGAGUUAAUUAGAUACAAAGAACAACAACGUCUGUUAAGUUUGUAAAUUAAAAAUAAAAUCUCAAUAAACGAACCUUAAAAUUA